CAGUCGUCGGUGCUCUUGGGAGCGACCUCCAGACUUAAAGCGACAGCUGCCGCGCGUUCAAGGGCCGCGACUAUGGGUCUGUUCUCCGAGCUGAAGAUGGCUGUGCCCUGGGGCCACAUCGCCGCCAAAGCCUGGGGCUCCCAGAAGGGCUCCCCGGUUCUCUGCCUGCACGGCUGGCUGGACAAUGCCAACUCCUUCGACAGACUCAUCCCUCUCCUCCCAAGAGACUUUUACUACGUGGCCAUGGACUUCGGGGGCCACGGGCUCUCAUCCCAUUACAGCCCAGGGCUUCCCUAUCACUAUCAAAACUUCGUGGGUGAGAUCCGCAGAGUCUCGGCAGCCUUGAAAUGGGAUCGCUUUUCCAUCAUGGGCCACAGUUUUGGUGGCACUGUGGGCGGAAUGUUUGCCUGUAUGUUCCCCGAGAUGGUGGAUAAACUUAUCUUGCUGGACUCAUCCCCUUUUGCACUGGACUCUAAUGAACUGGAGAACCUGCUGACCUACAAGCGGAAGGGGCUGGAGCACACGCUGCUGCUGGAGCAGGCCGCCAAGGGGCCCUCACGCGUGCUCAGCCCGGAGGAGAUGCUGCAGAGGUUCCUCAAGAAUAACAGACAUGUGGGCGAGGAGUGCGGGAAGCUGCUGCUGCAGCGGGGAGCCACCCAGGUGCCCACAGGCCUGGUGCUGAGGAGAGACCGGAGGAUCGCCUUGCCAGAGCACACCUUCGAUUUCAUCAGCAAGGAGCUGUGUGUGCAGGCCAUCAAGAAGCUGCAGGCCCACGUCCUGCUCGUCAAAGCAACCGAAGGAUUUUUUCACGUGAGGAGAGAGAAGGACUCUGACAAGGGGCCCCUGCUUUUCAUGACUGACACGCUGAAAUCCGCCCUAGGAGAGCGGUUCCAGUAUGUGGAGGUUCCAGGCAACCACUACGUCCACAUGAACCAACCCGACCACGUGGCCGGUGUCGUCGGCUCCUUCUUAUAAAGCGGGACCAGGAUCCCAGCCCGGCUGUAGCCCUGGGCCUGGGGCCACCGAGACCUUGUGCUCACCACUCUCCGCCGGACGCCCAGCUCCUGGGGCCCCAGCCAGGCCAGCACGAUGGGGCCAGGCCUCACUGGUAUUGGGCAGCAUGAGCUGGCAGAGCAGAGGUGUGGGGUGAGAUUUGUCUCCAACAUUUGUGAGCUCAAAGGGGAGACCGUGUCUGGAUUCGGGCUGUCUGUGUGUGGCUGGAAACCGGCAGUGAGCGGGGAGUGCGGGAAGGGCUGGAUAGGCCGCCCGGCCUGGGGCCAGCAGCUCUCGCAGCCGUUCCGGUGCCCGCCUGGGUGAAUAAAUUGUUCUUUUCUCUC
Molecule: messenger RNA, 1337 nt
Organism: Eptesicus fuscus (big brown bat)
Lineage: Eukaryota; Metazoa; Chordata; Mammalia; Chiroptera; Vespertilionidae
Gene: SERHL2
Product: serine hydrolase like 2
Exons: 12
Coding region: 73-975 (300 amino acids)
Source: RefSeq, a predicted model, not a curated record